GCCCCCGCUCGGCUCCGCUCGGGCCGCGCUCGGCUAUUUCCGCCUCUUUGUUUUAAACUCCGGGCCGAGCCCUUUAAAUCCCCCUCUUUUUCUUUUUAAAUUUUCUUGGGAAGGGGAAGAGGGGCCGGUGUUUCCCGCCGCCUCGCGUUUCCGACUCCUCUGCUCUCUGCCCUGCGGUGGCGCCCGGAGAAGGACGGGCCGGGGAGCGGAGGGUCGGCGGCGGCGGGGGGAGCCCCCGCUGUAGCCCCGAGCGGCGGCCGCGCCCCCCCCCCGUCAGGUCUCUGGAUGGCAGACUCUGAAAAGAAAUGCUGUUUUAAGAGUAACAUGGUUAUGAGGGAGAAGAACCAUGCUUUGGCCUCAGUGUUCACUUGUUAACUAAGUAAAAAGAAGCAAUUCAAGUUUUCUGCAAAGUCUGAGUAUUUAUGUUAUCUGACUGAACUGACAUCUUGACACCAAAGAUGCUAACAAGAAAGAUUAAGCUUUGGGACAUCAAUGCCCAUAUAACCUGUCGUCUGUGCAAUGGAUACCUGAUUGAUGCUACUACUGUAACAGAAUGCUUGCAUACCUUCUGUAGGAGCUGCCUAGUGAAAUAUCUCGAGGAAAACAACACCUGUCCAACCUGUAGGAUUGUUAUACAUCAGAGCCACCCAUUGCAGUAUAUUGGUCAUGACAGAACAAUGCAAGAUAUUGUUUACAAACUUGUGCCCGGCCUCCAAGAAGCGGAAAUGAAAAAGCAAAGGGAAUUUUAUCACAAACUGGGCAUGGAAGUUCCAGGGGACAUCAAAGGGGAGACAUGUUCUACAAAACAGCACCUAGAUUCUCAUCGAAAUGGUGAAACUAAAGCAGAUGAAAAUAUAAAUAAAGAAACUUCGGAGGAAAAACAGGAAGAAGAUAAUGACUACCACCGAAGUGAUGAACAGGUGAGCAUCUGCUUGGAGUGCAAUAGUAGCAAAUUGCGUGGAUUGAAACGAAAAUGGAUUCGUUGCUCAGCACAAGCAACAGUCUUGCAUCUAAAGAAGUUCAUUGCCAAAAAACUCAACCUUUCUUCUUUUAAUGAGCUGGACAUAUUAUGCAAUGAAGAGAUUCUUGGCAAGGACCACACGCUCAAGUUUGUAGUUGUUACUAGAUGGAGAUUUAAGAAAGCACCUCUACUGCUACAUUAUAGACCCAAAAUGGACUUGCUGUAAGGGAACUUUAUUGUCCUUCUGGACAGAGCUUUUUGCAGAGACUAUCAUCUGGCACCUUCUUAGUGCGUCACUAAUCACAUGACACAAACCAGCUGAAUAAUUUUGGAAGACUGGAGGGCUUUCAUAAUGGACUGUCCUGAAAAUUUCUUCUAGGGAUGCAUUACCUAGACUUCUGGGCAGAAAAUAUUUAUACUUUUUUUGUACGGAAGAAAGAAGUCUCAACUCAGCAAGACACUACCAGCAUUAAGUUUACAGAUACUGAAAACACUUCACAGUUCCAUGUAGCUCAGCCUGAUUUGUCUCUUACAGUUACACAGAAAAAAAAAGUUAGAGUGUUGUGGGGUGAUAUAAAUAUGUUGCUUUUGACACCAAGUUGCAUUUAGUUACUUUUCGCAUUCUAAAUCUUUAAAAACUAUAUUUUUGCAAAGUGUUAUUGUCUUAUAUAGUAUGCCUGAUUGCAUUGGCUUUAUUCAAGUUAUUCUGUAGAGCAUUGAACAUACCUAAUAAUACAGUGACUGGUGAUAAUUUAUUAUGCUGCAUUGAAAACUUAAGAAAAUCUGGGAAACCAAUAAAUUUGUCAUUUUUGCCCAGUUAUUUCUCUCCCUUACCUUGUGUUUUAUAUUAAGUUUUGAUAUUUCUGUAUAUGUGUUAAUUUGGUAAGAAAUAAUUUCAGUUGAUUUUAAUGUGCCGUGAUAUAUAUUUUGCUAUGGUAUAAAUUGCACCACGUAAUGACAAAUACUCACAAGUGCUAGAUUCGUGAAUUUCUUAAAAAAGAAACAUUUCUUAUGUAGUUGUGGCUUGCAGAAAUCAGUUUUUAAUUUAGAGAGAAUUUACUAUCACUAGCCGUUGAAACAGUGGCUCCUGGGCAACUGGGAGUACGGCAGAUUUUUCAUUUCACUGAUCAAAACUUCCUCAGAUAUUGUGGGCAGCUUUAUAUUUCUGUAGCUGCUUUCUUAUGAAACCAUAGCAUUUUCCUUACUGCAAUUCCUAGCUCACUUGGGAUGGAGGAAGGGGGAGUCAGACUAUUUUAGCACCUUUUGGCCUUAACUAAUAAUUUUGCUUGCAUCAGCCCUAAAGGAUGCAAGGUAAUACACAUUCAUGUGUGUAUGGGUACAUACAUCUAUAUACACAUAUAACUAUAUAUAGGGUUAUAGAGAGCACCCUCAAUAGCACUUAGCAGGCUCACUGCACUUUUUGUAAGGCUUUUUGUAAUAAUUGGAUUUUUAAAAAUAGUAGUUGAAAGUGAUUUCUGCAAGCUGUAUCCACUAUGGCAGAUAUAGUAUGAUUGUGAGAACAUUUGUCUGGCACAUGUGUCAAGUAGUUGAAAACAGUCUAUGCCCUGUUAUUGCCAGCUGGAAAUAGUUAACCUAAUUUUUGGAAGAGUUUUCCUGUCAGCUGAAAAUGCUAGUUGCUAUUCCUAUUAUUAGACACUGUUUUUAUUUGGUAAAUUGUCUUUGGAUAAGAAGCCCUGCUUCCUCUUCUGCUAGAAAGUGUUACUUGAUAACCAGAAGCUGGUACUGCAAGAGAUUUAUCUAAACAUUUUAAAUCUUCUUCCACUUCUUGAGUUUUCAAAGCACUAUGUUCCUCAGCAUGUCCCUUAAUUUCCUUCUUUGGAGUCGUCAGUCCUCCUUUCCCAGCUCUGUUGCUGCUCGUGCUUACCUUUGGAAACAGGGCUCCUUAUUUUUGAUUACAGUCACAGAUGUGAAUAGGAAGGAAAUAAAAAAAGUAUGUGAGCAGAGAAUGAAAGAAAGCCUGCUGAAUUGUGGAGAUGGAAAGGAGAGCCACACAGAGGCCGGAACACGCUGCUGUCCUUGCAGGUGAAAGUAAGAUAGCUGCAUUUGAAUGUUUAGGUUAUACAGAACUCCACAUCUGGUUCUUAUGUGGCAUUUGUGUGUGCAUGUCUGUGAUUCAUGGAAUCAAACGUUGCUCUGAUUUUGUCUUGCUGUUUGUGGACUCAGAUAUGUGUACUUUUAGCUUUUUUCAAUCUUUGCUUCAUCUGGCAGAAAAGAACAAAUGAGAUGAUGUGUCUGCCUUUUUUAAAACUUUCCAUGAAAACAGUGAAUGGUAUGGAUGUGUACACAAGCUGACAUACUGGGCCUUUCUGGAGCUGUUUUUUAUGUGGUUGUUACUGUUCUAGUGUAAAUAGGAGGCUGGCUUUGCCACUGGGAAUAUGAGCAGGACUGUAAGGACUGUGCACCCAGAGUAUACACACAGUGGCUGUACCUGAUGUAGACAUAAAACUAAAGCUGCCAGACAGCAUCUGAUUAACCACCUUAAUCAGAAUAUAUAUAUACACACACACACAUAAAAACAAAUAUAUAUAUAUAUACAUAUACACAUAUAAAUGAGAUCUGUCUACCUCAGAGUGUGUGUACUGCAGAAACCUUUUGUAUGACUAGAUAUUGACGCAGUGCUGUUAAGGUACCUUGGGAUUUAUUAUUUCCCUGUGUACUUGAGCAACUGAGAAAUUAAUUAGGAACACACAAAUUCAAAAGCCUUUCAAAUCUAUCUCUUGCUGUAACAACUUAAAAUAUAAAACCUAUAAGUUUAUAACCAUCUUUAGAAUCACUUGAAUUUGUUAUGGUGCUAUCAGUAUAUAGAAAACUGUUUAUAACUAUAUGGAUACAUAAAUUCAAGCCAGUAUUAAUACCUAUAGCUGGGGUUUUUGCUUGUAAUUGUGUGUAACUGCUUUUGCAAUGUGUUUAAUCUGAUAAAACCGCACCAGUAAAAAACAAAGCAAAACAAAACCCAAAAACCCAAAAAAACCCCAAACAACAAAAGAAAACCCCACAAAUCAACAUAAAACUCCAAAGUUACUCAUU
Malurus melanocephalus (red-backed fairy wren) is the source of this 4009-nucleotide messenger RNA. RefSeq names its product polycomb group ring finger 3 (gene PCGF3). Gene Ontology annotation, biological process: regulation of transcription by RNA polymerase II. The transcript is spliced from 12 exons. Gene Ontology annotation, cellular component: PRC1 complex. The record is from RefSeq and is a predicted model, not a curated record. NCBI's taxonomy places the organism in Eukaryota, Metazoa, Chordata, Aves, Passeriformes, Maluridae. The coding region runs from base 459 to 1187 and encodes 242 amino acids.